AUGACUUCACCAAACUGCUUGCUUGUUUUUUCAGAGCUGCAUACUGUUAAAGAGACACUACACACCACAGAUGAAGAGGUGGGAGCCUUCACCAAACUGAUUGAGGCCAUAGGCUUCACCGGACCCCUCAAAUACAACAAAUGGAAAAUUAAGAUAGCUGCCUUGCGCAUGUAUACAUGCUGUGUAGAAAGAAUCAACUAUGACCAAUUUUUUGAAAAGUGCUCUCUCCCUGACACGCUUAACUCCUGGUUCUUGGUGGCACAGCUCCACGUUUGGAUGUGUCUGGUCCGGAUGCGGCAGGAAGGCAGAGCUGGGAAGUACAUGUGCCGUUACAUCGUCCACUCCAUGUGGGAGGACGUGGAGCAGAGGAGCAAGAUUAUGGGAAUCGAUGCCAUUCAAAGAAAGGAGAGCAUGAAGGUGAUGACGGAGACAUUCUACGCUGCACUUUUUGGUUAUGAUGAGGGAAUACUGUCAGACGAUUGCGUUCUUGCGGCGGCGCUCUGGAGAAACGUGUUCAACAGACAGUGUGAAGACCCCAGACAGCUCGAGCUGAUGGUCGAAUACGUCCGCAAACAGAUGCAGUUCAUCGAUGCUCUGGAUGGGGAGGACCUGCUAUUAACUGGAGAAGUGAAAUGGCGCCCCCUGGUGGAAGAACACGCCCGGAGCAUCCUGAAGGUUCCCAGCCCGACCUACAAUGAUGCUGGACUCUGAGAGCCAU
Carassius gibelio (silver crucian carp) is the source of this 718-nucleotide messenger RNA. RefSeq names its product ubiquinol-cytochrome-c reductase complex assembly factor 1-like. The record is from RefSeq and is a predicted model, not a curated record. The coding region runs from base 1 to 711 and encodes 236 amino acids. Gene Ontology annotation, cellular component: mitochondrion. Lineage: Eukaryota; Metazoa; Chordata; Actinopteri; Cypriniformes; Cyprinidae. The transcript has 8 exons. Gene Ontology annotation, biological process: mitochondrial respiratory chain complex III assembly.